AGAGACAGAGACAGACAGAGAGAGAGCGAGAGUGACAAAGGGAGGGGGGAGAGAGAGAGGUAACCUGCACCUGCACAUGGAGGAAGUCUCUCUCUGUCUCUCUCUCUCUCUCUCUCUCUCACUCUCUCACUCUCUCUCUCUCAAUCUCUCUCUGUCCUUCCCGUUCAUUCCUAAUAGGAUAAUUGAUAGAUAGCCUAAAUAGUCAAUAACUCUGGACUCAGCGAGGUCGGCGGAAGCUCUGAGGAGAAACUUUGAUGCGCUGCUCUCUGAGUCUCAGAGCAGCAAGUUGCAGCAGGAGUUUGAGCGCCGGAGAUGUUCCGAGAGGAACUGGGAGUCUAAAACCUAAAACACUUUGCUACCGUCAGGAAACUCGCAUUUAACAGAUAUGGAUCAGAGGGCAGUGUGCGCCGGAUGCCACCGGCUGAUCACAGACAGAUUCCUGCUCAGAGUCACUGACGGCCUCUGGCAUGAGGGCUGUGUGCGGUGCGCAGCGUGCGGGGACGCGCUCAAGAACUCCUGCUUUCUGCGGGACCGCAAACUUUACUGCAAGCGGGACUAUGCUGAUCUGUUUGCGGUGCGUUGUGGGGGCUGCGCUGAGGCCGUCUCUCCUGCAGAGCUGGUGAUGCGCGCAGGGGCCGCUGUGUUCCACCUGCGCUGCUUCACCUGCAGCGUUUGUUCCUGCCGCCUGCAGACUGGAGACCGCUGCGUCCUCAGGGAGGGACAGCUACUGUGUGCCAGAGAGGACUACCACCAGUGUCUGGCCAGCCUGACCUCCUCUGACACAGGUAAAAGUGAUGAUGAGGAAGAAGAGGAGGAGGAAUCUGGGAAAAUCACUGGUAGACGAGUUCGAUCAGAAGACCUGGAAAGCAAACGUCCUAAAAGACCUCGCACUAUUUUGACCACUCAACAAAGACGGACCUUUAAAGCCUCCUUUGAGGUUUCAUCCAAGCCUUGCCGAAAGGUAAGGGAGACCUUGGCAGCAGAGACCGGCCUGAGCGUCCGGGUAGUGCAGGUCUGGUUCCAGAACCAAAGAGCCAAAAUGAAGAAGCUGGCCAGGAGACAGCAGCAGCAACAGGAGCAGCAGCAGACUCAGGAACACCGUGAGCACCCGUCACAUCAUACAGCGCCCUCCUGUGGUGGUUUGACCUCUGAGAUGGAGCGCCUGGGGUCCUCUUAUUCUCACAUUCAGCAGCAACAGCAGCAGAUGGGGCUCACCACACUGGAGCAGCAGGACUAUGACAUGGACCCCUUCAGACAGGGUCUGACCCCGCCUCAGAUGCCAGGGGAUCACAUGCACCCCUAUGGCUUUAAGGGCCUGUACGGUGACGUGGACAGAGACCCUCUUUGUCAUGUGGCUGACAGCAACUGCCUCGCCCUGGGUGACUCCUCUUUACUUACUCCUAUUGACCGCCUCUACUCCAUGCAGGACUCUUACUUCACCUCCUGAGAGUGAAGAUUGGACUCAGUAAGGAAUGGUCCGUCUCCUUCACCCUGCGUCGCUCUCUGGUCUCAUCAUUUAUUUCUGUGGACAAUGCGCAAGGUAGUUGAGGAAGUGGCUGGGGACGUGGGUACACUGUGACACCAUGCAAUAUACUCUAAAUCAGUGGUUAUCAGGCUAUUAGAGGGUGGAUAUAUCAUGUGCACCUCCAUUUAAACAUAAUUACACUACUGCCUCUUAUGCUUUACAAUCCCACUGUUCAACACAGGCUCUUUAAAGUCUCCUGUGUAUGCAUGACACUGUCGGACCUCUCUCACUAUGUUUGAAUGUUAGAUUAUGAGAUUAUAACUGCAUCUACUAAUGUAAAUAGCCGUUUGGGUGUGUAUUUGUAUUUAUUCUCACAAUGUGUGUAUGCUGUUCAUCUUGAAUGAACCAACAAUGAUCAAUAAAUAACGUUACGAUACA
Seriola aureovittata is the source of this 1903-nucleotide messenger RNA. It is a transcript of the gene lmx1a, whose product is annotated as LIM homeobox transcription factor 1, alpha. The record is from RefSeq and is a predicted model, not a curated record. Gene Ontology annotation, molecular function: DNA-binding transcription factor activity, RNA polymerase II-specific; RNA polymerase II transcription regulatory region sequence-specific DNA binding. The transcript has 8 exons. Gene Ontology annotation, biological process: regulation of transcription by RNA polymerase II; neuron differentiation. Gene Ontology annotation, cellular component: nucleus. Bases 386 to 1447 code for a protein of 353 amino acids. Lineage: Eukaryota; Metazoa; Chordata; Actinopteri; Carangiformes; Carangidae.